AUGGUCGACUUCGCCAUCGUCCUCCGUCCGGACGAUAGACUUACCUCCGCUCUGCCACUCACUGGCAGAUACAUCGAUGGUGGUGUGCAAUCCUUCAACCACACAAGAUAUGGGCCAUUGACUAACAAACCUAUCGUGGUCAGCAUUAAGACCAAACCGGAGAGUGAGAGCCUUCGGGAAGCUGAGGUCCAGCUCGCUGUGUGGGCCGCAGCUCAUUUCACUCGCUUGCGCGACUUGCUCGAUGAGAGCAAGGCCGAAACGACCGAUCUCCCUUGGCUUCCCUUACUCAUCGCUCAAGGUCCGCAAUGGUACUUUCUCUUUGCGUCACGCAGUGCUGCCGGCACGACAGACAUCUGGACGAAGAUCGAGUUUGCCAAGGCAAGCACAAGACUUGGCGUCUUUGUGUCGGUACUGCAACUGCUCUACGAAUGGUCGGAGGCCCAAGAUCGAUCAUGGUUUGCAAAGCACGCUCUGGUCAAGGGUUGA
This is a messenger RNA of Aureobasidium melanogenum CBS 110374, 486 nucleotides long. RefSeq lists its product as uncharacterized. Bases 1 to 486 code for a protein of 161 amino acids. Lineage: Eukaryota; Fungi; Ascomycota; Dothideomycetes; Dothideales; Saccotheciaceae. The transcript is spliced from 2 exons. The record is from RefSeq and is a predicted model, not a curated record.